AUGGCUGACUCUCACUUGUCUGGCUCCUUAGGAAGCUACAACAGCAGCUCUACUAGUGCCUGGAACAUCACUGGCAGCGGCCCCUGGUUGUUGGCCUUCAUGCUGACUGCCAUCAUCCUCAUGACAGUCUGUGGCAACAUGUUGCUCAUUGCUUUGGUGUUUGCCCAUCGCUCUUUGCGCUGCACCUCAAACUGCUUCCUGGUGUCUCUGUUCUUCUCUGACCUAAUGGUGGCGUUGGUGGUGAUGCCCCCAGCUAUGCUGAACGUUCUGUGUGGGGCCUGGGUGCUGUGGCCCGCAUUUUGCCCCGUUUGGCUUUGCUUUGAUGUCAUGUGCUGCAGCGCAUCCAUCCUCAACCUGUGUGUGAUUAGUCUGGACCGGUACCUCUUCAUCAUCUCACCCCUGCGCUACAAGCAGAGGAUGACCCCACCUCGUGCGUUACUCCUGGUAGGGGCUGCUUGGGGGUUGGCAGCACUGGCGUCCUUCCUGCCCAUUCAGAUGAAAUGGCACAGCUUAGGCCACAGGAGCGGGCACUCGUCUGUUCUUGGGGUCAGCGUUAGUAACAUCAGCACCUACUCUGACAAAUUGUACCCAGAAUCCUACUUUCAGCUGUCACCUUCAGGUGGCCUUUCCUUCCAGUGUCGCCUGCGGGUCACCCUGCCCUUUGCUCUGGUGGCAUCUGUGCUCACCUUCUUUCUGCCCUCCAGUGCCAUUUGUUUCACCUACUGCCGGAUCCUACUGGCAGCACGGAGGCAGGCAAAGAGGGUCGCAGCACUGAGCCACCCACCUCACCCUCACCCUUCUCUCGGAGAACCUUCCCGGCCUCCUUCACCUGGGAUUGCAGCGGGGCAGGCUCAGCAGGAUGGAGAUGACUGCAGCCAUUUGGAGCCUCCUGUGUCCCAAAACAUGCUGCCAUCAGUGAACAGCGAGCGUCGUCUGGCUCACAGGCAGGGUCGGAGGGCACUCAAGGCCAGUCUGACCCUGGGAGUCCUCUUGGGACUCUUCUUCAGUGCUUGGCUGCCGUUCUUCAUCACCAACAUGGCUCAGGCAGUGUGUGAGUGCGUCCCGCUUGCGCUCUUUGAUGCCAUCACCUGGUUGGGCUACUGCAACAGUACAAUAAACCCCAUCAUCUACCCGCUGUUUAUGAGAGACUUCAAGCGAGCUCUGGGGAAGCUCUUGCCCUGCUGUUCCUCGAGGUCGCCCAGAAGACCCUCACCAGCGCUGUCUCUCUCUCUGCGCAACUCAGGAGAGCCCAACAUCGCCAGCAACCCACCCUCACCUCUGCCUUCUGACCCCACCCACCCACCUGCCACCGCCACUGAUGCUGUCAAUCUGCUGGAUGCCGAGCACGCUGGGCUCGAGUUGCCUCUCCUUCUCCCCAACCAGGUCGACACUCUGGACUGAACAGUAAUUAUGGAAAUGCAGAUAUGUUAUAGGUUAUAUCAGGGUUAACAGCGGAGAAGUACCGAAGCUGGUAACAAUUUGACUUACUCACUGUGAAGCUUGGCCUGAAGAGACAAAAGAAUCUAUUUAUUUUAUGGUCACAUUCUGUAAGGUCGACUCUCUCUCUCAGCCAGCGUCAAAAGUAUUUCCAA
Messenger RNA from Archocentrus centrarchus (flier cichlid), 1592 nucleotides. RefSeq names its product 5-hydroxytryptamine (serotonin) receptor 6 (gene htr6). Gene Ontology annotation, molecular function: G protein-coupled receptor activity. Gene Ontology annotation, biological process: adenylate cyclase-activating adrenergic receptor signaling pathway; positive regulation of MAPK cascade. Bases 1 to 1401 code for a protein of 466 amino acids. The transcript is spliced from 3 exons. Gene Ontology annotation, cellular component: plasma membrane. Lineage: Eukaryota; Metazoa; Chordata; Actinopteri; Cichliformes; Cichlidae. The record is from RefSeq and is a predicted model, not a curated record.